Anopheles arabiensis is the source of this 2028-nucleotide messenger RNA. RefSeq names its product zinc finger protein 43-like. The transcript has 2 exons. Gene Ontology annotation, cellular component: nucleus. Gene Ontology annotation, molecular function: DNA-binding transcription factor activity; zinc ion binding. The coding region runs from base 390 to 1946 and encodes 518 amino acids. The record is from RefSeq and is a predicted model, not a curated record. NCBI's taxonomy places the organism in Eukaryota, Metazoa, Arthropoda, Insecta, Diptera, Culicidae.
GCGCUCCACUGUAUAUGUUCUAUUUAUUUUGUAUGUUUAAUAAGUGAUUAAAUAAAGUACAAAAGUUCUAACAAUCACGUGCAGACGAACAAUCAACGGGUUCACAGUUUUUUUUCCAAAUUUAAGGCACUAUUAAGUCAUUCUCGAUUUGCAAGCGGAUUUAAAUUAAUUUUCGUAAUUCGACCUCUAAUUUGCAAAAGCAGCAUUUUUAAAUUUGAGAAUCCUUGGUGAAACUUUUCAACCACUUCAAGGGUUUACGUGAAACGUUUCAAUGCAGCGCUGCAGGCGAACGUCAGUCGAAAGAAAUGGCACAAAUAAACAAACAAAUAUACGCUUGCUGCCUGUAGUGGACCAACGCCGAUUUUUUCUAAUCGGCAAAGCGGCACACAAUGUGGGAAAAAUGUCGUUUAUGUUUAAAGAAAAUAGGUGCCGGAAAGGGAGCGUCCAUCACCGACCACGAAUUUGGCGCCAUGCUGAGCCGUGUGUUCACCUUCCCGGUUGCCGUCACCGAAUCUGUUUUGCUGGUAAAUGUUUGUUUCAAAUGUGCGUUGACGGUGCGUAACUUUAACGCCUUUAGUGAAGAGGUCGAGGCCAAUCAGAACGUUUUGUUAAGGGAGUUAAUGGUGGAGGAGAAAGGUAGGGAAUUAGAUGAUGAAAAGGUAAAGCAUACUCAAGUAAUCUCAUCACGAGAGCUAACUGUGGAGCCAAAAGGACGGGAAGUGGAAGAUGUUAAACAUGGCCAUUCACUGACAAAGCCUGUCCUAGAUCAAGAAUCUGAAACAAAUGAAAAAAAGCCUGUGGAAAAGCUCGCUGAUGAUGAUGAUGGGACCGCCAGUAUGCUGCCCAUAGAGGAUAUGGAAGUGCUGCUAAAAGAACAGCUGGAUGAUGACUUUUCCUCGGACGACAACAACAGCACAACGCACACCGAUGACAAAACCCCGAACAGUCGCAGCAAAAAGCCCGACCUUCACGAGAACGAUCGCAUCAUUAUGGAGUUUUUCGAGAUGCGCUGCGAGCUCUGCCCGAAACAGGCCGAUCAAAGCUUCGAUCGGUUCUACACGCUGCAGCGGCACUAUCGCGUGGCGCACCAGUGUCGCGGAUUUUUGCGCUGCUGCGGCAGAAAGCUUUACCGUCGGUUUCGCGUCAUGGAACACAUCCAGUCACAUCGCGGCACGAUCCGGUGCGGGAUUUGCGACAAGCCGUUCAAAAGCAAGAGCUACCUGAUGCGCCACAAUGCCGAGCAGCACGUGGCCGACGGACCGUCCUUCGCCUGCCAGCACUGUGAGCGAACGUUUCACACCCAGCGGCAGCUGAAUCAGCACCUGCCCGCGCACGAAACGACGGUAUGCAAGAUCUGCGGCAAAACGGUGAACGUUCGGUACCUGAAGCAGCAUACCGCACUGAUACACGGCACGGUACGCCAGGGCUACAUGUGCGAUCUGUGCGGGAAGAACUUUUCCAGCAGCUUGGCGCUGGACCGGCACAUCAAGCAGCACCAGGGCAUCGAGACGAUCGAGAAGCUAGACUGUCCGCACUGUGGCAAGCAGCUGAACGGGAAGUACAACCUGCAGAAGCACGUGCGCUGCAUGCAUGUGGAGGCGGGCAAGAGUUACCGGUGCGAGGUGUGCGGCCACUUCAGCCCGAACAGUGUGGCGCUGGAGAACCACAAAAAGCGGGUGCACACGGGCGAACACUUUGAGUGUGGGGAGUGUGGCAAGCGGUUCAAGCAGAAGAUUUACCUGACGGAGCACGUGGCGGCGCUGCACACGCGCAAACCGCUGUACGCGUGCGAGUUUUGCGAGGCUACGUUCAAGUCGAGGGCGAACUACUACACGCACCGGAAGAUCCGGCACCGGGCAGAGUGGGAAGCGCUCAGGGAGGAGAGGAAACAAGGGGAGGGCAAGAGAUUGUUUGCCGCGGCGGAUGUGAUCACUGGAGUCGUCUAGGGAAUGGUUUGUUUUUGGAGAUGUGUACGAGGUUUUGCUUUGUUUGUAAUUACGAAAAGAUUAAAUUAUUUUAAUGCAAUUC